Chara braunii is the source of this 4400-nucleotide messenger RNA. The record is from the annotation of a GenBank genome assembly. Lineage: Eukaryota; Viridiplantae; Streptophyta; Charophyceae; Charales; Characeae.
UGUCAGACUCAGUGCCAUGUCAGCAGUGAUGUCAGACACAGUGCCAUGUCAGACUCAGUGCCAUGUCAGCAGUGAUGUCAGACACAGUGCCACAUAAGCAGUGCCACAUCAGCAGUGCCACAUCAGACUCAGUGCCACGUCAGACUCAGUGCCACGUAAGCAGUGCCACAUCAGCAGUGCCACGUCAGACAGUGCCACGAAAGCAGUGCCACAUCAGCAGUGCCACAUCAGACAAAGUGCCACGUCAGCAGUGCCACAUCAGCAACAUGACGGGCCUGCCAGGCCAACUGGCCAAUGAGCCCAUUGCCGACUACAAAAAGCGCGUCCGUGCUCAGCUCGCGGCAAUCGAGGCUGAGGAACAACGCCAGCUGGCAGUCAAGGCUGCCCAGCUACAGGCUGAUGAAGCGGCAACAGCAGAGAAGCUGCGGCUACAGGCCGAAGCAGACGCAGAUGCCCAGGAUCGCCGCAAGGAAGCCCAGGCUCUGCUGCAGCGGCAUGAAGCCAGCAGCAUCGAGAAACUCAAGUACUGGCAUUUUGAACCAAACGGCGACGAGCCAACACCGGAAGAGCAGCAUAAGGAGUUCCUGGCCGAGCUCGUGAGCAGGUUGGUUUACACAUGUAACCACCUACAGUCCGAGCUGGCAAACCUACAGCGGGCCGUGCGGAAUCAGAAGACUCAGCACGAGGAUGCCACACGGGCACUGGAAGCCCGUGUACUGGACCUGGAACAGGCUGUACCAGGACCAGAUGCUGGAGCUUCCAUCAGUGCAUCCUCUAGCCGCCAACUGGAGGAACGCGUUGACCACGUAGUGGCAAUGCUAGGAGACAUAAGUGUCUUCACAGAGCCGGCCACCAUCAGCCAGCGGUUCGAGUUGCUGGACACUAAGAUCAGUCAGCAACARCAGACUGACCACMRCMACAACAACAGCUMGGCGAGGCCAUACAAGAUGCCGACGUUCCGGAUCGAGAAAUUUGAUGACUACACGCAUCAAGACCCGGUCGUCUGGUGGCAAGGAUUUACAACGGAGUUGGGGAUUCACGAAGUCCCUGACCAUUUGUUCAUCAGUGCUCUGUUCAUCAACACCAAGGGAGGUUGUCAGAUCUGGCUCAGCCAUAUGGCAACCAUCCACGACGUCCAGGUUUCAGACCUGUACAAGAAGGUCUCCUGGGAAGACAUGACAAAGGAAUGCAAGAAGCGGUUCAUCGUCGACGGCGCCCCGACACUCGUCGUCAACCGCAUCUUCACGAUGGCUCAAGGGAGCACACCGACACGUGACUGGCUCACGGAUUGGCAGAAAAUCGUGGCAAUGCUCGAUUUGGACUUGUCAUUUCCGCAUAUGCGGCGUGAGUUCUACAACAGGUCAUGCGCCGCUCCCAGCCUCGCACUUGGUGAUCGCAGCAGUGGCUGCUGUCCAGCCGCGAAGCACCAGCAAGUCCCACAACAAUGGGAAGGCGAAAUCCGCAUCGCAGGCCGGAAAUGGACAGCCAGGACAGUUUCCAUGGGUCAAGUUUGGCUUGACCGAGGCGGAGUACAAGGYYYGYGGCCGCUACGGCAGCUGCUAUUGGUGCAACAKCACCAAGCACAAGACCUCCCUGUGCCAAGAUCAGGGCAAGGAGGAUGUGCGACCCCGCCUCAGCUCGGGAAACUGAGCUCCGCGGAAGGUGAGGCGACUCCACCUUCUACUCCGCCAGAUUCGGCCGCCUUGCUAGCGGCCUCUUGCACAUCUGGGGAGGAUGCGCAUGUCGCAAGUCCUCGGUAUACUUACGAGGAUUAUGCUGUCCACUUGGUUCCACAGCUGGACCAACCGCUCCACGUGCAACAGUCCACCGCAUGCACGGUUUCAUCACCAUCGGCAACCGAUUCGGCAGCUUCGCCGCAAUCUAUCGCCGGGGAUUCGACGUCAUGGUCUAGACUUGAUGAGCUUGACCCGUUGACGUUCACGGACUUCCAGUGGAUGCCCGUUCCCUCGACCGGACGAUUGCCGAAACCGCAUUGCAACGUGCUUAUGGCACAAUUGCGGGACUACUUGCACACUGCAGUACCAGCUCCGUUGAUGGACGCCGGAGUAGAGGUUGUCGACCUUCACGCUUUCAUCGCGAAGAUCAACCAAGAGUUCAAGACGCAAUGGUACGACGACAUCAAUGCACCAUUGCUAUACAUACGCAUUCAGAUCGGAGAGGCGACCUGCAGUGCCUUGAUCGAUUGCGGAGCAUCUCGCAACUACAUCAGACAGGACUUCAUGGUACGCGCUGGCCUUGGCCUAAGUGUCCGGAGGAAGUCCCAGCCUACGCAAGUCACCCUGGCAGACGGCCAUACGCACAAGUCCAUCGACCGGUGCAUUGACGCCGUCCCAGUGUACUUUGCCCCUCACGCAAGUGAGGCGGUGUCCUUUGACAUUCUGGACACCAAAUUCGACAUGAUCUUGGGCAUGUCAUGGCUGCGAAGCKARGAUCACCCGGUGAACUUYUUCAACCGCACCGUUCACGAUGUUUCACGCAAACUGCUUCCCAAGUGGUUUGGACCUUGGUCUGUGACAGCAGCCGCGGGCGAUGAGCCCGAUGACCCUUCAUUUGUGAUCAACAUUCCAGAGCAUCUGACGGUCCAUUCGGUCUUCCACGCCUCGAAGCUGGCAACAUACACGCCAGCCAAGAGCGACGACUUUCCGGACCGACGAUCGCAGGACCCUCCUUCUAUGGAUGGCCAUCAGGAAGUUGACCGCGUCAUCUCCGAUCGCAAGUACGGCAGCAAGCCGCGGCAGUACAAAGUCACAUUCAAAGCAUGCGAUCACGACGACACUCGGUGGAUUUCAGCCGCAGAUUUGAAAGCAUCCGCACCGCUGAUCUACGCGCAUUAUGAAAAGUGCAGGUUAGCUCAGGAAGCUUCACGACCAGCCCCUCCCACCCAGACUGUGGUCCCUCCCUCAGACAAACAGCUUCGCCCUCGCAGAGUGGGAGAGAGAGGCUGGCGGAGGCCAGCGAUACUUACCUGUGGCGCCAUCGCUCCAGCUCCAUCUUCGUGGUACCUGCAUCAAGGCGCCAACUUCACAGGAAAAGCAAAGAAGGGGAACGGAAAGCAGAACGGAAAAGCGAAAGGGGGAAAAGGUGGGUUACAGAAAGGCACAGAAAGGGAUCAAAAUGUACAGAAAGGAUCAGCAGGGGGAUUUAAUAAAGGGGUGCGCUGGAAAGAGAAGUCGAAUCAGCCCUCUGAUGGAGGGGAAUCCGACGCCUCUGGCAAGGCGCAUGAGAAAGGAAAGGAAGCUCGUAAAGAGGAGUCGGGUGCCUACGGUGACCGCUCCAUGCAUAAGCUAGAAGAAGCGGCGGUGAGACUUUUGGGGGGAAAAGGUGAUGGAUGGGCAAACUCGGAACAGGAACGGACAACGGAGCAGAACCACAUGGAAGAAGAGAUCCUGGAGUUCGAAGACUUUAUCGAAGGGGAAGGGGACAUGAAGGAUGAAUUGCGGAAAUAUGAUCUGCAUGGAGGUUUGAGCAUCACUGACCCUGUCCAAACUCUGGACAGGGCGGAUGCUAAUAUCCCAAAAAUUCUCAUCCCCCUCAUCUGUGCCAAUUCGAGUAAGGGGGUCGUGGUAAUGGCAAAUUUGCUAGCAAACGAAACGAUGGAAUUGCCGUUAGUGGAAACGGACGCGGCACUGACAAAACUGGCGAUAUUGAAUAAAGUAAAGGAUAUAAUCCCGAACUUUUUGCAAGUGAGGGUGAUACCUCUGUUCAGAGUUGGAUGCUUCACAGCAGAAGACCACAACGGGAACAUGGCGCGAUUGUACUUUGUGAUAACUGAUGAUUUGGGGGAAGAGGGCUAUGCGGCGAUAGAAUGGAGGAAACGGUCGGACUUUGGUUUCAGCAAGGAACUGGAAAGAGGAGAUACAAUGAGGGUUGCUCAUUUGAAAGAAGUUGAGGAAGUGGUAAUGAGGAUUAAGACACAAAGGGCGCCUGCUGGCGGUACGCCGGUGCAUAAGAUAAGCCUCCCACUAGGCCUCACCCCUCUUCAUGCGGCUCCGACGGAUACAAGUGGAAUUGGAUGGUGGAACGAGAAGGAGGCAAAGGUGUUAGCAUUGGACUCCUACUCCUCGAAGAGAGGAUCAGAGAUUCUGAGGUCGAAGGUGAAGAAAAAACCAUCAACAGUGAUUGAAAUCCGCAAAAGCAGUGAGGAGUUCUUGAGCAUUCCAAAGGAGAGUCUGCAUUCGCUGCAUAAUGCAGCGGCCAUGGCCGUCUUUGAAGCUGUGGCUGUGACUCCGUUUUUGUUCCGGGACACGUCGGGGGCCAUGACGAUGCUUGCUGGCGGGCUGCUUCAUGACAUGGCUCUGAGCUGUUUGGCGGCACAGGAGCUGGGGAGACGCAUGAGGUGAAGACGACGAUUGUGGGUGGCGGAGCGCAGUGGAGGUCUU